AUGGUGAUGAGAUAUCUUGGUGCCAGAUCCAUUAAAUUGGCUUCAAAUCCAAUUAGAACAAGACUAAUAACACCGAGACCAGCAUUUUACGUUCCUAGAAGAUUCGCAGGUGAUGAUAUCCAAAAAAAAGACAUCGAAGCUGGUGAAUCGGUUGAUGCAAAUGAAACUGGUGUUAUUGAGAAAGAUGAUCAAGAAACAAUGCUUUACUUUGACCAUGUGUUACCAUUCCGUUCAAGUAUAUGGGAUGUUAGACAAUGGAUCUCAUAUGUGAUUGUAUCUGAUAAGAGACCUGAGGCUAUUCAAUCCCAUGUCAUGAAACUUGCAAACCCUGAAGAAAAUGGGAGUGUCUCAAUUCCAGGCUUAGAAAUUACAAAAUUAGUUCCUAUCAAGAGAGAUGGUGGUGCUUUUGUGAAAUUUAAGGUUCCUCCAAACUAUACUGUUUCUGAAUUGAAUUCCAAGAUCCAACAAAAUACUGUUAAAGAAAGUAAACAUGGCUUAUUGAAUUGGAUAACCCAAUCUGCAGCUUUCCCUGUGAAGGGUGUUCCAUGGAUUGAAGAUUUAAGAAGAUUUCCAAAUAGAACCAUCAAAGUUAAAUUCACUGGUCCAGCAUUGAGUGAGGAAGAGUUAUAUUCAUUGUUUAGAAGAUAUGGUACAAUUUAUGACAUCAAACCCGCAUCAGAAGAAGAUAAGAAGGCAACUGUGAUUUUCAGAUCUUUUAGAGGUGCCAUUUGUUCCAAAAAUUGUAUUACAGGUAUGAAAUUGAAUGAUACUACAUUACAUAUCCAAUACGAGAAAUAUAAUAGUAAGAAUGUGUUGAUUGAUUGGUUAGUUAAUCACACUAGAAUUGCAAUUCCUUUAAUAUUGGCCGUUCUUGCAACAUUGGCAGUUGUUAUUUUUGAUCCAAUCAGAGAGUUCUGUAUUGAAAACAAGAUUACAAACAAAUUCAUUUUGAGUAAAAAGAAUUCUGUUGUGAAAUGGGUGAAUGAUCUUACAAACACCACAAUCAGUUCAUUCCAAAAAUUGAUUGGUCAAGAUGCUAAAGGUGGUCCAAGAAGAGGUUUAUGGUCCGAGAGAUUAGAUAUUGUUAAAGAAUUGAAAUUAUGGAUUGAGGAAAAUGUCAACACUUUUAUCAUUGUUAGAGGUCCAAGAGGUACUGGUAAACAUGAAUUAGUUAUGCAACAUGCACUUCAUGAUCGUGAUAACAUUUUAUACAUUGAUUGUGAUAAGCUAGUGAAAUCAAGAACCGAUUCUCAAUUCAUUUCUAACGCUGCUCAUGAAGUUGGUUAUUUCCCUGUGUUCCCAUGGUUGAAUUCAUUCUCAAAUGUUAUAGAUUUAGGUGUUCAAGGGUUAACUGGUCAAAAAUCUGGAUUCGCAGAGUCAAAAGAUGUUCAAUUCAGAAAUAUAUUAUCAAGUGUAUUGAUAGCGGUCAGAAAUAUCUCAUUAUCAGGUUAUAAAGCAAUUAUCGGUUCUGGUGAAAACGCAACCCCUGUGAAAGAGGAAGAUUUCUUACAACAACAUCCUGAAAAGAAACCAGUUAUUGUUAUUGAUAGAUUCUCCACUACUAAUAAAUCUGAAAGUAAUGCCUUUGUCUAUAAAGAAUUGGCUGACUGGACUGCAAUGUUGAUUUCAAUGAACUUGGCACAUGUUAUCUUUUUGACAGAAGAUGUUGGCACUUCUCAAUUCUUAUCAGAAUCCUUACCUGACCAAGUGUUCAAAACAAUUGGAUUAUCUGAUGCAUCGCAUGAAUCUGCUAAAUCCUAUGUAUUGGGCCAAUUACAAGAUGAUAAUGUCGCAGAUACUUCAGAUGAUGAAAAUUUGCAAGAAAAGAAACUUGAUGCAGUGAAAUUACACUCAAUUUCUAAGGAUUUAGAUAAAGCAUUGGGACCAAUCGGUGGUAGAAUGUUAGAUUUACAAGCUUUUGUAAGACGUGUGAAAUCUGGGGAAGCUCCAUUAGAAGCUUUGGAUAGAAUGGUUAGUCAAACAGCGGAACAAAUUACACAAAUUUUCCUUUCAAAAGAUCAAGGAAUGAAAAAUGCUCAAGCUUGGGAAUUGAUGAAAUUGUUAGCUGAAAAUGAAGAAGUUAGUUUUAAGAAGCUGAUUUACAAUCCAUUGUUCAAAUCUGCACCAGAAUCUGGCUUAAUUGAAUUGGAACGUAAUGGAUUGAUUGGUAUUUCAAGGGAUCGUGGUAUCAUGGAUAAAAUUGUCCCAGCUAAACCAAUCUAUAGAGCUGCAUUCCAAAACUUGGUUAAAGAUCAAUCAGUAUCAAAAGUAUUGGAAACUGCAUAUUUAUUGAAAAUCAUUAGUGCAGAAACUCAAAAGAUUCAGAAAUUUGAGGAAGAAGUUCAAAAAUUAUCAUAUUUUGCAAAUGAGAGAGCAUUUAGAGGAAGAUUAUCUUAUCUAGCUGAUAAGAUUGACUUAUCAAAUGAAAACAUCAUCAAGGCAGAAGCUGCAAUCAAGGCAUUUUCUAAAUGA
Hansenula anomala is the source of this 2472-nucleotide messenger RNA. RefSeq names its product Yme2p (gene YME2). The transcript has a single exon. NCBI's taxonomy places the organism in Eukaryota, Fungi, Ascomycota, Saccharomycetes, Phaffomycetales, Wickerhamomycetaceae. Gene Ontology annotation, molecular function: nucleic acid binding. The record is from RefSeq and is a predicted model, not a curated record. Gene Ontology annotation, cellular component: mitochondrial inner membrane. Bases 1 to 2472 code for a protein of 823 amino acids.